This is a messenger RNA of Grosmannia clavigera kw1407, 4716 nucleotides long. Its product is annotated as class 5 myosin. NCBI's taxonomy places the organism in Eukaryota, Fungi, Ascomycota, Sordariomycetes, Ophiostomatales, Ophiostomataceae. Bases 1 to 4716 code for a protein of 1571 amino acids. The record is from RefSeq and is a predicted model, not a curated record. Gene Ontology annotation, biological process: vesicle transport along actin filament; actin filament organization. Gene Ontology annotation, cellular component: cytoplasm; vesicle; myosin complex. Gene Ontology annotation, molecular function: microfilament motor activity; ATP binding; actin filament binding. The transcript is spliced from 6 exons.
AUGGCGGAGACUUACGAUGUUGGAACACGGGCAUGGCAACCUGAUGUCACAGAGGGCUGGGUGCCCUCCGAGGUCAUCAAGAAGGAUGUGCAGGGCAACAAGGUCGUCCUGGAGUUCAGGCUCGACAAUGGCGAGACGAAAAGGAUUGAGGUCACUGCAGAGGCUCUCCAUAAAGGCAGUGACCCCUCUCUUCCGCCGCUGAUGAACCCGGCUAUGCUCGAGGCCAGCGACGACUUGACAAACCUAUCACAUUUGAACGAGCCUGCUGUCCUGCAAGCCAUCAGACUCCGAUAUGCCCAAAAGGAGAUCUACACAUACUCUGGAAUCGUCUUAAUAGCAACGAACCCUUUCGCACGUGUCGACUCCCUCUAUGUACCGGGCAUGGUACAGGUCUAUGCCGGCAAGCAGCGCGCAACCCAGGCACCACAUUUGUUUGCCAUUGCCGAGGAGGCCUUUAUGGACAUGAUCCGGGAUAACAAGAACCAGACCGUCGUCGUCUCCGGUGAGUCUGGUGCCGGAAAGACCGUGAGCGCCAAAUAUAUCAUGCGCUACUUUGCAACUCGCGAAUCGCCCAAAAACCCGGGCUCUCGCUCGAAGAAGUCGGAGGCCAUGAGCGAGACCGAAGAACAGAUCCUGGCAACCAAUCCGAUUAUGGAAGCUUUUGGUAACGCCAAGACCACCCGAAACGACAACUCGUCCCGUUUCGGUAAAUACAUUGAAAUCUUGUUUGACGACAAUACCAACAUCAUCGGUGCCAAGAUCCGCACAUACCUGCUAGAACGGUCGCGUCUCGUCUUCCAGCCCCUCAAGGAGCGCAACUACCAUAUCUUCUACCAGAUGGUGGCUGGUAUUUCAGAGCAGGAGCGGAAGGAGCUAGACAUUCUCCCAGUCGAGCAGUUUGAAUACCUCAACCAAGGCAACACCCCAAUUAUUGACGGUGUCGACGAUAAGGCCGAGUUCUUUGCUACCAAGGCCUCUCUCAAGACCAUCGGUAUAAAUGAGGAACAGCAAGACGGCAUUUUCAAGCUUCUGGCCGGUCUGUUGCAUCUCGGCAACGUCAAGAUCGGUCAGACCAGAACUGAGGCCGUCCUGGCAGCCGACGAACCGUCGCUGGAGCGUGCUUGUUCGAUCCUCGGUAUUGAUGCGCCUGAGUUUGCUCGCUGGAUUGUCAAGAAGCAGCUUGUUACGCGUGGUGACAAGAUCAUCUCCAACUUGUCCACAGCCCAGGCUUUUGUUGUGCGAGACUCGGUUGCCAAGUUUAUCUACUCAAGCAUGUUUGACUGGCUUGUUGAGGUAAUCAACAACAGUCUGGCCACCGAAGAGGUGCUAAACCGCGUGCAUUCCUUCAUUGGUGUGCUCGAUAUCUACGGCUUUGAGCAUUUUGCAAAAAACUCCUUCGAGCAGUUUUGUAUCAACUACGCAAACGAGAAGCUGCAGCAGGAGUUCAACCAGCAUGUCUUCAAGCUCGAGCAGGAAGAAUAUCUGCGGGAAAAGAUUGACUGGACUUUCAUUGACUUCUCGGACAACCAGCCCUGUAUUGAUUUGAUUGAGGGUCGCAUGGGUAUUUUGUCUCUGCUGGACGAAGAGUCUCGACUGCCCAUGGGUUCCGAUGAGCAACUUGUUCUGAAGCUGCACCAGAACUUCGCACCUGACAAGAACAAGUUCUACAAGAAGCCUCGGUUUGGGAAGUCAUCCUUCACCGUCUGUCAUUACGCCAUUGACGUUACAUACGAGUCCGAUGGAUUCAUCGACAAGAACCGCGAUACUGUUCCCGACGAGCAUCUUGCCGUCCUGCGGGCCUCCACUAACGACUUCCUCCGCUUUGUGCUAGAUGCUGCCUCUGCAGUGCGCGAGAAGGAUCUUGCUUCGGCUACGACGGCGGUCAAGCCGACUGCCGGCCGUCGCAUAGGUGUCGCUGUUAACCGCAAGCCGACUCUUGGCGGUAUAUUCCGAACCUCGCUGAUUGAGCUCAUGAGCACCAUCAACAACACUGACGUGCACUAUAUCCGCUGUAUUAAGCCCAACGAGGCCAAGGAGGCUUGGAUGUUCGAGGGACCCAUGGUGCUGAGCCAGCUGCGGGCUUGUGGUGUGCUCGAGACCGUCCGUAUCAGCACUGCCGGUUACCCGACUCGAUGGACGUACGAAGAGUUUGCUUUGCGGUACUACAUGCUCGUGCACUCGUCCCAGUGGACGUCAGAGAUCCGCCAGAUGGCCGACGCCAUCCUCACAAAGGCUCUCGGUGCAAAAACUGGAAAGGGUGUUGACAAGUACCAGCUGGGUCUAACCAAGAUCUUCUUCCGCGCCGGUAUGCUGGCGUUCCUCGAGAACCUGCGGACUACGCGGCUCAACGCUUGUGCCGUGAUGAUCCAGAAGAACCUACGCGCCAAAUACUAUCGCCACCGUUACCUGGCCGCUCGGGAGGCUAUCAUCCGACUCCAGGCAGUUGCUCGUGCGUACUCUUCAAGGCAGCAUGCCCAGGAACUGCGCACCGUUAAUGCUGCUACUACGAUUCAGCGUGUGUGGCGCGGUCAGAAGCAGCGCCGGGAGUUCUUGCGCAUUCGUGCCGACGUUGUCCUUGCCCAGGCGGCCUUCAAGGGCUACCUACGGCGCAAGGAGAUCAUGGAGACACGACUAGGCAACGCAGCCCUGCUUCUCCAACGCCUGUGGCGCUCGCGCGCGGCAAAGCGCACCUGGAACUCGUAUCGCAAAAAGGUUGUUCUUAUUCAGAGUGUGUGGCGCGGUCUGACCGCACGCCGUGGCUACAAGACGAUGCGCGAGGAGGCACGCGAUCUGAAGCAGAUUUCGUACAAGCUGGAGAACAAGGUCGUCGAGCUAACACAGUCAUUGGGCACAAUCAAGGCACAGAACAAGGAGCUCAAGACCCAGGUGGAGAGCUACCAGGGUCAAAUCAAGUCGUGGCAGACACGCCACAAGGACCUCGAGCAGAAGACAAAGGAGCUGCAGACAGAGGCCAACCAGGCCGGUAUUACGGCGGCACGCCUGGCACAGAUGGAGGACGAGAUGAAGAAGCUACAGCACAGCUUCGAGGAGUCAACGGCGAAUGUCAAGCGGAUGCAGAAGGAGGAGCAGGAUCUGAAAGAUUCCCUGCGGGCAACGAGUGCCCAGCUGGAGACUGCCCGACAAGAUGUGACACGGUCCGAGGCAGAGAAGAACAACCUGCGCCAGCAGCUCGUCGACAUGCAGGAUGCUCUCGACGAGGCGCGCCGUUCUGCUCCUUUGAUCGGCGGUGCGGGCGACCUGGCCAACGGAGCCAACGGCGUCAACGGCAUUGCCAACGGACUAAUCAACCUGGUGGCCUCCAAGAAGCCGUCCAAGCGUCGCAGCGCCGGCGCAGAGCCACUUGACCGGUACAGCAUGGCCUACAACCCACGGCCGGUGUCGAUGGCGGUGGCGGGUCGGCAGGUUCUUCCUGGCGUGGACAACGUGGAGCUGGAGCUCGAGAGCCUGCUGGCGGACGAGGACUCUCUCAACGACGAGGUGACGCUGGGCCUGAUCCGCAACCUGAAGAUCCCGUCGCCGAACUCGACGCCGCCGCCGUCGGACAAGGAGGUGCUCUUCCCGUCGUACCUGAUCAACCUGGUAACGUCGGAGAUGUGGAACAACGGGUUCGUCAAGGAGUCGGAGCGGUUCCUGGCCAACGUGAUGCAGUCGGUCCAGCAGGAGGUGAUGCAGCACGAGGGCGAGGAUGCGAUCAACCCUGGGGCGUUCUGGCUGUCCAACGUGCACGAGAUGCUCUCGUUUGUGUUCCUGGCGGAAGACUGGUAUGAACAGCAAAAGACGGACAACUACGAGUAUGACCGUCUCCUGGAGAUUGUCAAGCACGAUCUUGAAAGCCUCGAGUUCAACAUCUACCACACGUGGAUGAAGGUGCUGAAGAAGAAGCUGCAGAAGAUGAUCAUCCCGGCGAUCAUCGAGUCGCAGUCGCUUCCUGGCUUCGUUACGAACGAGAACAACCGGUUCCUGGGCAAGCUGCUGCAGUCCAACAGCACGCCGGCCUACAGCAUGGACAACCUGCUUAGCCUGCUGAACAGCGUGUACCGUGCGAUGAAGGCCUACUAUCUGGAGGACUCGAUCAUCACCCAGACGGUGACGGAGCUGCUGCGCCUGGUCGGCGUGACUGCCUUCAACGACCUGUUGAUGCGCCGCAACUUCCUGUCAUGGAAGCGUGGCCUGCAAAUCAACUACAACAUCACCCGUAUCGAGGAGUGGUGCAAGAGCCACGAUAUGCCGGAGGGCACGCUCCAGCUGGAGCACCUGAUGCAAGCGACCAAGCUGCUGCAGCUGAAGAAGGCGACGCUGAACGAUAUCGAGAUUAUCCAGGAUAUCUGUUGGAUGCUCUCGCCCAACCAGAUCCAGAAGCUGCUAAACCAGUAUCUAGUGGCAGACUACGAGCAGCCCAUCAACGGCGAGAUCAUGAAGGCGGUUGCCUCCAAGGUCAACGAGAAGGGCGACGUGUUGCUGCUACAAGCUGUCGAUAUGGAUGACAGCGGGCCAUACGAGAUUGCCGAACCGCGUGUGAUCACAGCCCUGGAGACGUACACACCGUCUUGGCUCCAAACGCCGAGACUCAAGCGGUUGGCAGAAAUCGUUUCGGCGCAAGCAAUUGCGCAGCAAGAAAAGCAGGAGCUAGACUACGAGCAGGCGGAGCUGACAGAGAUGGACGAAGAGGUCAAGGCCAUUGAGGCCAGCGCCUAG